AAUUAUCUUAAAAGAAGGGGGAUGCAACAUUUAGUACAGAAAUUAGAUUCAGUUUAAUUGUCAGUGUUUGGUUACGGUGAUGCUGUUAAUUCCCACUGGUCCGUGAAGUACGCACGAGAUGUCAGCCUGUGACGCACCCCGCGAGAGCAGGUGUAACAUGCAGAAGUGGAUGCCGUGUAUCGUGAGUCGCAACUGAUUAAUAAAAGGAGCAUCGAUUAAAAAGCACGUCGUUGUCUGUGGAUGAAUCUGCACGUUUGAUGGGAUCAAGAACACAACAUUGAAAGUAAGGCGCUCAAAACGUACUAUGACCGCUUUGAGGCUUAAGUAAUGCCCAAAACAAAUGUUAUUUUUGCUCGCUACAAGUUUCACGAGAAAGUACAAGGGGCCAGUGAACCUUUCGAGCAGUUUGUAACAGAUUUGAGGCUGCUUGCCAAGGACUGCAACUAUGCUAACAGCGAAGAAAUGAUCAGAGACCGUGUGGUGUUCGGCAUUUACUCGCCCAGAGUCAGAGAGAAAUUACUGAGCGUCGGUUCUGAUUUAACGCUGGAGAAGGCGAUUGACGUCGCCAGAUCUCACGAAAUAGCUCAAGCACAACUCAAAACGUUUGCUGGCAACGACCACAAUGUCCACGCCAUUGAGCGCCAUUCAUCCAAAACGGCCUCAUGGAAACCGCGCCAAAGCAGAUCAAAGAGAAACACCUUCCAUGUUCGGACAGCAGGGGGCGACAAUGAACGAUUCAAAACCUGCUCCUAUUGUGGAAACAAGAUGCACGGUGUGCAGGAGACCUGUCCAGCUAAAGGUAAACAAUGCAAAACAUGUAAUAAAUGGAACCAUUUUGCAAAAGUGUGUUGCUCAGGACAAAACAAAGGCGUGCACACAGUGAGCCAAGACGUUUCUAGUGAAAUGAUGGAACGCACAGAGGAUUUAUUCAUUGAUGUCGUCACAAAGGAAAGUGAAUGUGAAAAAACAGACCAGGUCUUCGCAGAAGUGC
Messenger RNA from Oryzias melastigma (Indian medaka), 991 nucleotides. RefSeq lists its product as uncharacterized. Gene Ontology annotation, molecular function: aspartic-type endopeptidase activity. Gene Ontology annotation, biological process: proteolysis. Lineage: Eukaryota; Metazoa; Chordata; Actinopteri; Beloniformes; Adrianichthyidae. The record is from RefSeq and is a predicted model, not a curated record.